AUGCCCCAGGAAGGAAUGAGCAUCCCCGGCUUUGAGGUGGCCACUGUCCAGGCCGGUGGGAAUCGGAAACAUCUGCCAGGGUUUCUGCGUCAGUCUCCCCGCAGCCAGAUUGCUGCCUACAUCCUGUUGGGACAGUUCCUUCUGAUGCACAAGAACGAAGCCGAGUUUCAGAAGUGGCUCAUUUGCUGCUGCGGCGCCACCGAGUACGAGGCCCAGGAGAGCUCGAACUGCCUGAAGGAGUGGUGCUCCUGCUUCCUGUAGACCGUGCUCCCGGGGCGCCCAUACAUGCCGCCUGCGCACCCAGACUGGCUCCGAGUCGUUCUUUUUGUUUUUCGCUUUAAUGAUACCCAGUCUUUUAAAAAAGCAGCUCAAGAAUAUCAAGGCCAAACACAAGAAAAACGGCCCCCAGAUUCCACCACCCAGAAACAGCUGUACUUUUCACGAAUGUCACGCCAGCCGUCUCUUAGCAUACAUUUACAUAAACGGGUGGGUUAUUUUAUUUAAAAAUGGUAAUUCACACAAACUACUGUAUGCAGAACAGAUAAGCAGCAAGGUCCUACUGGAGAGCCCAGGGAACUCUAU
Messenger RNA from Vicugna pacos (alpaca), 582 nucleotides. Lineage: Eukaryota; Metazoa; Chordata; Mammalia; Artiodactyla; Camelidae. The record is from RefSeq and is a predicted model, not a curated record.